CCGGCUUCCUUCGUACCAGACACUUCCGUUAUCGAUUCCAUGUAAACUCUCUCAAAUAUAUAAACAACGUUAUGGGUGAGAAAGAUUAUGAAGCAACUUACAAAAUUCUUAUCCUGGGAGACAGCGGUGUUGGUAAAACCUGCCUGAUCUUUAGAUUCAUUGAGGAUGUAUUUUCUGAUUCCUAUAUCUCAACAAUCGGUACGUUGUUUAUACAGGUCUUACUUCAUUUUCCGCAAUCGAUCGUGCUCUUUCGCAGUUUUUGUUGCGUAAACCUUUACAUGCUUAAUUUUUAAGGCUAUGAUUUCCACUCUGCAGCUCAAGUGUACUUAAAACGCACUCCAAAUAAUUUACUUAGUGUAAUAUUGGCGUUCUAAGCCCCUAAUCAAUAUAAAAUACAUCAUUAUUUUAGGGAAAUGGUAUAUUGUAGUAGCUGGUUUGCAUCAGCUUAAUUAAACAAGAUGGUUUAUAUUACUUGGAGUUGAAGCUCCAACACGAUGAGUUUAAUUGGGUCAAAAUUAACUACUUUUCUUGAGCGCUGCUAUUCUUUACUCAUUGAAUGACGUAAACUUAUCGGAGCAUAAUUUUGUUAAACGUCUCAACUAAGCAGUUUAAGUUCGUAUUGGACACAAGUAUGGUCUUGUUUGCUACUGUUUGAUUGAUGAAAUUACUUUGAUAUAUGACAGUCUUUCGAAACUAGAUUCCACUUUCAUAGCGACUACCUUUUUUUUUCUUGGAAAAUCGAGCCCCUUAAUCAUCAUCAUUUACAUAACAUGCCACAAACAAAAUAAUAUGAUUAAUUUUUAAGACUGAAAAUGCAAACAAUAUAACUGAACUUCUUGUAAAAAAUUAUGAACGUUAAUUUUUUUCUUCUUCGCUACAGGUAUCGACUGUAGAAGCCGAGUUGUUGAUUUAGAUGGUACAAGAAUACGACUUCAAAUAUGGUAUGUUCAAGAAAACUUUGGAAUCUCUUUUUAAAACUGCUAUCUUAUCUACUUGUACAAUUAAAUUUUCCCUGAAAGAGCUUGGGUUUUACAAAUAUUUAUAAUUUAUCUUUAAUAUAGGCAAAUUUUAGAAACACACAAACAGUUCAUAAAGAACAAGGAUUCAUGAUUUUUACAUUUCCACUUUUUUUAGCUUUUACUGGUAAAUUUCCUGAACCAACAAGUACAUAAAGAGACAAAUUAUAAUUAAAAAGAAAAAACACAAAAUGAUGGCAUAAGAUACAAAAUUUUCAUUCAAAUCUAUGCUUUAUGACAAAGCAAAUAAGCUAAUCUUUACAAAUGUUAAUAAUUAAAGAUUGGGCAAUAAUCUAUCAUCUGUUUAUUUAUCUUCAUGAAGCCUUUAUAACAUUGUAUGUAUUGUUUUGUGAGGCUAAUGACCAUUACCUUGGCCCAUGCAGAAGUACCCUUUACUUAUUUUGAUUUUCAGGGUAAACAGUCAAGCUGGAAAUUUCCCUGAAACUGUAUUGCAUGCUUUUAAUUUCUGGCUACUGUCAGUGACAAUAUUUUUUUGUGAUGAGCUGUCCAGAUAUGCAUAUAUUGUAUUAAUUUAUCAUUCACUAAAUCAGUGUCAAAGGGUGACAGAGGGUACCCUCUAUGUGUUCUUUGAAAGUUUAUUUUUUCCAAUGUCAUCAGGUGUUUUGUCUCAAAAUUUGUUUUUGUUCCUUUUUUGUUUUUUCUGAUAAAGGGACACAGCUGGUCAGGAGAGAUUCAGAACACUUACCAGUGCAUAUUACAGGGGAGCAAUGGUACUAAUUAAAAUUUUUUGUAAUGCUUAUAAGUAUAUGUAAUAAUUUCGAGUGUACUUGGUGUUAAUAAGCACUGGUAAAUUUUUUGAAGACAACAAAAUUGGUUUAUAAUUUUCAUGAAAAAAUAUCACAGGAAGUCAAGACAAACAAAUUUUUUAAUACGUAGGCAUGCUAUUUGUAAUUUGCACUUGUGUUACAACUUAACUGGUGUUAAAUGAUGACAAUGCACUUGUUUUCAGCCAAUUAAAAGCACAUAAUUUUUUCAUAUACAUUUAUUAUCCACGAAAUAAAUAUGGUGUUUGCCAUCAAAAUUCAGCCAUGGAAAUCUGGUUAGAGCCUGAAGAAUGAUCUGCUUUCUGAUUAUAUUUGAGGCCUCUACGUUUUGAUAAAUAGAUAGAUAUAAAUCCUUUCCUGUAGUAAAAAAAAAUCAUACAUUCAAUAUGAUCAUGCCUUUUCAAUUUCAGGGAAUUAUUUUAGUUUAUGAUAUAACUACUGAGGACUCAUUUAAACACAUAUCACAGUGGUUACAGAACAUUCAAGAUGUAAGUAAAAUUUUUCUGCACCUUCUCUUAGUGCCUUUUUUUUUUUUGUUUAUCAGUCAAAACAUUUAGACAUCAAAUUUCCAUUGAUGGUGACCUCUCUAUAUAGAUUGCAUCUCCACAACAUCCAGGAUUCUUUGUCCUUAUACUAUCAGUGUCUGCUAAUUAAUACUUUUCACCCUUUUCCAAACCUUGGCACAUGGCCCUUAACAAAUACCAUGAUACGUGUUGCUCUCUACUAUGGCCUGUUGGUCCUUUUGUAAGGUAGUCAAACAUAUGUGUACUUCAACAAUUGUUAGAUUUGCAUUCAAAAUAUUUCUUAAAAUCAACUGAAAUUUAAACCAAGUACUGUAAAUCCUAGUUACUAGCAAUAAAGAUCCUAGGGCAACUUUCUCAGGUUCUUGGAACUGCCUUAGAAGAUCCACAGGGCUUAAAAUUCACCAUGAUCAUUGCACAUAAGUGUAACUUAUCGAACAUUCCUAUCAUAGCCCUAUGCAGGAAGUUUGUCACCAUGGACCUUGUUAAAAGCUUAGCUUGGCACAAUUUUCCUAUAGCUCUGUGGUAGAGCAUUCGAAGUACUUAUGAGAAGGUCAUAGCUUUGACUCUUGUUGGGAAAACUCAGAUUUUCUUCCUCAAUGUAUGCCAGUGUGACAUUCACAGAACAUCUUCUUUCAAGAUCCACUUUAUUCACACAAAACGCAUUUCUACUUUUAUCUGUAUGAUGAAUUUAUAACAACAAAUGAUAUAACAAUAAAAAUGUUUUGCAUAACAAUGAAUACCUGAUCACAUUUUUUUAUGUAUUUCUGUUAAGAAUGCUUCACCAGAUGUCUGCAAAGUUCUAGUGGGUAACAAACUGGAUGCUGAAGAUGAAAGAGUCAUAGAGACCAGCAGGGGAAAAUCAGUAAGAUGAACAAUGAAACUUAGGCCUUACUUAGAUGGUUUUGGGUACCUGAGAACCCCCCCCCCCCAUCCCUUCUUAAAGACAACUUUACAGAGCACUUAUAUGGAGUCGUGAGUUGCGGCAGCUCUCUCCCUCCACCAUUCUCUAUUGUUACAGUUAGGCAAGUUUUAUAUUUGAUUGUCUCAUCUGGGGCAGGUGAGCCCAGCCCAGGUGUUUAUAUGAGAAAAAGUUGGCUUUCUUGGAUUUUGGUGCCAUUUCCUGGGUCAGACUUUUCAACAACCUGAAAGAAAGUCAUCAUCAGAGUCAAGGGAGGAGUUUGUUGUCAUUUGAGUGUUUUAAAAUUAUUAAAAUAAUUUUUGUUCAUGAAACAGAUAACCAGUCUUCCUGUGGUCCAGACUGCUGUGAUGCAAAAGCCAAUUUUUGUUGAAUCCUGAAAUAAUAAAAACGUAAUAACCAAAUAAAAAGAUGGGACAAUUCUAGGUUGAACUAAUAAUCAGAGGAAGUUACUGCAUGAGAUCUACACGGCCACUGGCUGUCCCCUGAUGAGUAAUUUUACCUAUGGCAUUUUUGGUUUAUACAUUUUGUAAGUCAAAUUAAAGGGAUGAAAAAUGUUUUUUUCAGGAGACUGAAGGCCAUGAACUAGAAUUUUUUGAAACCAGCGCACGGACAGGGCAAGGUGUUACAGAGGUGAGAAUAAAUUUGAGAAUAUACUUACUUAUUUUCUUGAAACGUUUCGUUUCCUUUUAUACCCUCGCCAUUAGUGGCAAAGUGAGCAUCCUCUAGGUUCCUAUUUUCAGAGGAACCGUGGGAAAAAAAGUAUGGGGAAAAAAAAAACUUUAUUCAGUUUUGGAUAUGAAAGUGAUGUUACAACACUCUUUCAACCCAAAAACGAUUAUGUCCACAAAGGCUAACAGGCAAGACGUUAGUGUAAGAUCUACCUGCGUCCCUGUUUAGUUCCUUUGAAUCAUAUUGCAACUUUUUUCUGUUAUAAUAUUUUUUUUCUCUGUUGCUACCUUAAGAUCUCUUCCAAACAAACUAACUCUUUCUAAGGCGUGAUCCACUCGCCAACACCGGAAAUUCAUGGGAGGACAACGGAAACGAAACUUCAAAGGACACACGAAAAGCCUCCAAAUGCAUUAGCGCAUGGAGGUUAAAUAUUUGUCUCGUAGUUUUAUUCGUUUUAGUUUUGGAGAAACCUAUUCAAGGCACUCCUUUCGAAAACAUGGAGCGAAAUAAUUAACGGCGCUUGAUCAUUAGCAGAAUGAAACCGAGGGAGAUCUCGGACGGGUCACCCGACCCAAGCCUCCUUCGUUUUUUCACUACUCCGCCACCAUCGCGCCGUUUUACUAUCACGCUUCGUUUUACUAAUUGAACGCCUAGAACAGGCUAGUUUUUAAACUGAAAGGAUAUCGACGGUUGUUUUCAUUUUAGGCGUUUAUGGCUGUAGCGAGACAGAUUAAAGUAUCAAGAGAAAGACGGGUUAGUAGUGAUUACAAUUUAUGAAUUACGUAUGGUGUGAGACGCAUAGGGUCAGUGCGCUGGUCUCCGGGGCAAGAGGCCGGGUUUCGAGACCUGACCGAUUGAUUUUACUGUGUCAGCAGGACAGUACCCAUUUCUCAGAAUGAGUGAAUGUACUUAGGUGUACGACAGUAUGGCAAAAUGGCUUCGUAAGGUCGUUCGAAUUGGCGUUUUUAUUUUGAAAUAACAAUUGAUUCUCUGAUGGAUCGUUUCUAACCAAAGUUUCGUUUGUUCCUUGAAUAUGCGUGAAAAUGGUAUCAAAAGUGCCCCAACAAGCUGUGAUCCUUUUUUUUUUUACAAAUUUAUGAUUACUAUGAUUUUUAGCUGUUUGUGCCUGAAACUUUAAUUCGAUUAGAGCUGUACUUGAUAUUGAGAAAUUCGUACCGUGUGAUCAGAGCUAAAAAAACGAUUUCAACUUAUUGAGAAAUAAUUGAGCAUAUUUCUUUCUUUCCUGUUUUUUCUGUCUUUGAUUCUUUUCUUCCAUUUUGAAAAGAGAAAGGAGAGAGGUCUCCAAGGGGUCUGCCACUAAUAAUGGAUUAUACUCGUCUCAAGUCUUAGUGUGGGCAGAGAAACGCGUGUCUUGCAGCGCUAAUAGGAGCCUGUUUUGUUAUCGAUCUAUCAAAGAAGUUGUAUUUUGAGCUUUCUAAAAUUACCUUUGUCACUUCUUGCUUUCUAGAAUGCCAUGCCCACCACCCAAGAUGGAUUUAACCCUGGGAUUGGAUCAGAAGAACCUGAAAAUUCUCAGCCCGGCGCUUGCUGCAGUUCAUGAAUUGAAAAACUUGUUAUUAAGGCUAUUGAAUGGACGCCGAGAUAUGUUUAAAUUACUCUGUGGAAUUGAAUGUUGCGGUUAAACUUGCUAAAUUAUCGUCUAUAGUCACUGGUUUAUCGCUUCUGGUGAAGAGCUAUGUAUUGCAAGUAAUGACCCACAGGCGACCAAGUAACGAUUGGUUUUAUUGUGUCUGAUUAGUUUUAAGGCAUAGCGCGAGUUUUCGAGACCAAUCACAGACGUAAAGAAGUAAAGGAAAACCAAACAAAUCCCGGAUUCCUUUCGACACUCAAUUGAAACUGAUUACUCUAAUAAUACAACCAGACAUGUCAUGACUCCCAAUUUUAAUUUCAGACUCACUGAAGAGCAUUUUCGAAAGUUUGUCUCUCAAUAGAUGAAUUUACAGUUUAGACGCAAGUGACAUAGUGGUACACAUCCCUAAUAGCUGUACUUAGUAAAGCAAGGCUCUGUAAUUUGUAUAGUUUUGUUCCUACAUAUGUAUGCAUUUAAGAAUUAAACAUCCUUGAACACCUG
Messenger RNA from Pocillopora meandrina, 6005 nucleotides. Lineage: Eukaryota; Metazoa; Cnidaria; Anthozoa; Scleractinia; Pocilloporidae. The record is from the annotation of a GenBank genome assembly.